Plodia interpunctella (Indianmeal moth) is the source of this 6145-nucleotide messenger RNA. RefSeq names its product Protein tyrosine phosphatase 10D (gene Ptp10D). Gene Ontology annotation, molecular function: protein binding; protein tyrosine phosphatase activity. Lineage: Eukaryota; Metazoa; Arthropoda; Insecta; Lepidoptera; Pyralidae. The coding region runs from base 133 to 4929 and encodes 1598 amino acids. Gene Ontology annotation, biological process: protein dephosphorylation. The transcript is spliced from 29 exons. The record is from RefSeq and is a predicted model, not a curated record.
AAUGACAUAAGUACAUAUAGAACAACGUAACGAAGUGAAAUUGCAUCGCUCGCGUAAAUACACAAUUUUGUGAUGUUAUAGUAAUUCGUCAUUCGUGCAUAUUUUUGGUCAGACGUGGUUUAGCAUGAUGAUAUGAGUACGAAACAAUAUAAAUCAAAAGAAAUAUGUUACUAUCAAAGUGUGGUGACAAAUGUUUCGGAGGAGAAAGUGUCAUGUGAAACUGGAGAAUUGCCUUCAAUGAUGUGGAAGAGGUCGAUUGUGCAAGCGGUGGAGCGCGCUCGCGGCGUCGCGGCCCUGGCGCUAGCGCUGCUCGUGUUCACGAUGGUGUGCUCGUCGGUGCUGGGCGCGGACCUGGUGAUCGAGAUCCCGGGGUCGGGCGCGGAGGGCGGCCGCUACCGGCUGGACUACCGGCCGCCGCACGGCAAGCCGGCGCCCAACUACACGGUGCCCGCGCGCGCCUCCACCAUCAACUUCCAGGGACUGCCCGGUACCAAGUACCACUUCAUGCUCUAUUAUUCCAACGCCACAUUUGCGGACCUGCUCACGUGGAAUCAGACUAUCAUUACAGCGCCGGAGCCGCCCACCAACCUGACGGUGACGCUGGGCCGCAACAAACAGGCCACCAUCGGCUGGUCGCCGCCCCCUCACGGAGACUACACCGGCUUCCGCUUCAAGGUGAUCCCCCUGACGGACCGGCUGACGUCGGACACGGCCCGCAACAUUACGGUGGAGGGCGCCGGCAACUGGACGCACACGCUGCGCGAGCUGGCGCCCGGCGCCACCUACCAGCUGCACGCCUUCACGCUGCUGCACGACAAGGAGAGCGCCGCCUACGCCUCCAGGAACUUCACCACCAGGCCGAACACGCCGGGCAAGUUCAUCGUGUGGUUCCGCAACGAGACGACUCUGCUGGUGCUGUGGCAGCCGCCCUACCCGCCCGGACAGUACACGCAUUAUAAGGUGUCGAUCGUACCUCCAGACGCGUUAGAAUCUGAACAGUACGUGGAGAAGGAGGGGGAACCUCCGGGGCCCGCGCAAGCGGCGUUCAAGGGCCUGGUGCCGGGGCGGCCCUACAACAUCUCCGUGCAGACGGUGUCGGAGCCCGAGAUCUCGGCGCCCACCACCGCGCAGUACCGCACGGUGCCGCUGCGCCCGCGCAACGUCACACUCGACGCCGCCGCGCUCAGCGAGACCGGCUUCCGCGUCACCUGGCUGCCGCCGCAGGACGAGAGCGAGUUCGAGCGCUACCAAGUGUCGGUGGGGGGGUCGGCGGCGGGCGGGCGGCGGCCGGCGCCGGUGCUGCGCGCGCGCAACGACUCGGCCGCCGCCGCCUUCGAGGGGCUGGAGCCCGGCGCGCACUACACCGUCACCGUCAAGACCAUGUCCGGCAAGGUCACCUCCUGGCCCGCCUCCGCCGAAGUCACGCUCAAACCGCUGCCGGUUCGUGAUCUGAGCGGGCGACAAGUAGCCGGCGGCGAGGGCGUGGUGGUGUCGUGGUCGCCAGCGCCGGGAAGCACACAGGACGAGUACAAGGUGUCAUACCAUGAAGCGGGGCCCGCGCGCGACGACAGCAACACGCUGACGACGCCGACCAGCAAUGUGACGCUGGAGUCGUUGCUGCCCGGACGCAACUACACUGUCACUGUGUGCGCGGUGUCGCGCGGCGUGGAGUCGAACGAGAGCCAGGUGUCGGUGCUGACGCGGCCGCUGGCGCCCGUGCUGCUGCGCGCGGAGCCCGCGGCGCGCGCGCUGGCGCUGGCUUGGCGCUCGGACGUCAACUCGCGCCAGGAGCGCUACCGCCUGCGCUACCGCCGUCCGCAUCUCGCCAGCGCGCACCGCUACAAGGAGCUGGAGACGACGGAGACGAGCGCCGUGCUGGAGGACCUGUUCCCGGGCGCCGUGUACGAGAUCCAGGUGGAGGCGCUCAGCCACGGCCUGCACAGCGAACCCCACACCAUCCUCAAACCCGUCCGUCCCCUGCCGCCGACGCAGCUGUCGGUGGAGCGCGUGACGUCCAACUCCGUGGAGGUGAGCUGGCGCGGGCCGGACGCGGAGUCCGCGCUGGGGGAGUUCGUGCUGUCGUACCGCACGCAGGCGCAGCCUCUCGACGCGCGCCACCGCUCCGCGCCCGCCUCCGCCACGCGCAUGGAGAUCAGCAACAUGACGCACGGCGAGCGCUACCUGAUCUCGCUGGACACGGGCAGCGAGCCCGCGGACGGCGAGAGCGUGCUCAGCGGGCGCCCGCUCUCGCAGCUGCACACCGUGCGUCCGAACCCGGUGUCGAACGUGGCGGCGCUGGUGGACACGCGCAACAUGACGCUGGAGUGGCCGCGGCCGGGCGGCCGCGCCGAGCGCUACGGGCUGCGCUGGCGCGCGCUCGACCCUGAGGACGCCGCGCUGCCCGCGCAGGAGCGCAACCUGACGGCCGGCGGGGGCAAGUCGGUGCGCGCGCUGCUGGACGGACUGCAGCCCGGCACCGGCUACCGGCUCGAGAUCACCGCGCACUCCUACAACCUCACCAGCGACGUCUUCACCAUGGACACCAGGACCCGGCCGCUGAUCCAGUCGGAGAUGACGAUCGUCAACGAGUCCGGCGACCCCGACGCCGAGAACGAGACCUACUCUGCUACUCUGAAAGUGAUCUACACGCGCACGCCCGAGUCGGCGUCCCGCUUCGACGGCUACCGGUUCCGGCUGGAGGCGGGGGAGGUGGGGGAGGCGGGGGAGGCAGGGGAGGCGGCGCCGCGCGAGGAGCUGCGCGCGGCGGACGCUGCGUCGCAGCACGUGGUGUUCCGCGACCUCGUGCCCGGCCGCCUCUACAACGUCACCAUGUGGACUGUGGCGCGCAACGUGUCCUCGCAUCCCGUGCAGCGCCAGGCCCGCCUGUUCCCGCGUCCGAUCACGCAGCUGAACGCGACGGAGCUGGGCGCGCGCUUCGUGUCGCUGGCGUGGGACCGGCCCGCGGGCGACUUCUCGGACUUCGAGGUGCAGUACCUGGCGGCCGCCGACCAGCUGCAGACGCACUACACCGCGCGCACCGCGCUCACCGUGCCCGACCUGCGUCCGCACCAGCUCUACACCUUCACUGUUGUGGUGCGCGCGGGCACGCGGGGCACGAUCCAGACGCUGUCGCGCGCGUUCUCGGCGGCGUUCAGCACGCGCGAGGCCGCGCCCGGGCCGCUGACGGAGUUCCGGCUGGCCGACAUCGCGCCGCAAGCGCUCACGUUCGCGUGGGCGCUAGCGCCCGCCGCGCGCCACGGCGUGCUGCGCCGCUUCGUGCUGCAGUACGCGCCUGCGCACGCGCCGCCCGACCUCACCACCAUAUACUUCGCGCCCGACGCCACCUCGGGCCGCGUCGAGGGCCUGUCGCCCGGCGCGACGUACACGUUCUCGAUGUGGGCGGAGACGGGCGCGGGCGCGGGCGCGGCCACGCGGCUCACACACCACAUGCCGAUCGCGGCGCCGCCGCCGCCCGCGGCGCACGCGCUGCCGGCGGAGGUGCCCGGCUCGCGCUCCACCACCACCGUGGCGGUCAGGUUCCGCUCGGACUACUUCUCGGCGGCCAACGGCAACGUGACGGCGUACACGCUGGUGCUGGCGGAGGAGCCGCGCAACGACACGCCCGCGCGGCUGCCCAGCUGGCGCGACGUGCACCGCCUGCCGCUGUGGCCGCCCUACCAGGUGACGGAGCCGUACUACCCGUUCCACGGGUCGGCGGUGGAGGAGUUCACGAUCGGGUCGGAGCGCUGCGAGCGCGGCGGCCGCGCCUUCUGCAACGGCCCGCUGCGUCCGGGCUCGCGCUACUUCGUCAAGCUGCGCGCCUUCACCGCGCCCGACAAGUUCACCGACACUCACUACACGGUGCUCUACACCGAGGUGGACAACACGGCGUGGAUCGCGGGCGUGUGCGCGGGCGCGGCGCUGUGUGCGCUGAGCGCGGGCGCGCUAGCGGCGCUGCGCCGGCGCCGCGUCGCGCGCGCGUGCGCUGCGCUCGCGCAAGCCGCGCCCAAGCCCGAGCGGCCUGUGCGCGUCGCCGACUUCAUCGACCACUACCGCCUCAUGUCCGCCGACUCCGACUUCAGAUUCAGCGAGGAGUUCGAGGAGUUGAAGCACGUGGGGCGCGACCAGCCGUGCACGGCGGCCGACCUGCCGUGCAACCGGCCCAAGAACCGGUUCACCAACAUCCUGCCGUACGACCACAGCCGCUACAAGCUGCAGCCCGUGGACGACGAGGAGGGCUCCGACUACAUCAACGCCAACUACGUGCCCGGCCACAACUCUCCCAGGGAGUUCAUCGUCACGCAGGGCCCGCUGCACUGCACGCGCGACGACUUCUGGCGCAUGGUGUGGGAGUCGGGCUCGCGCGCCAUCGUCAUGCUCACGCGCUGCCAGGAGAAGGGGCGCGAGAAGUGUGACCGCUACUGGCCGUACGACACGCGGCCCGUGUACUACGGAGACAUCGCCGUGACGGCGCUCAACGAGAGUCGCUUCCCGGACUGGACCGUGACGGAGCUCAUGGUGUGUCGCGGCGCUGAGCAGCGCGUCGUCAAGCACUUCCACUUCACCACCUGGCCCGACUUCGGGGUGCCCGACCCGCCCACUACACUCGCCAGGUUCGUGCGCGCGUUCCGCGAGCGCUGCCCGCCCGACGCGAGGCCGGUGGUGGUGCACUGCUCAGCCGGCGUCGGCCGCUCCGGCACCUUCAUCACGCUGGACCGCGCGCUGCAGCAGCUGGCGGAGCACGCGGAGACGCUGGACAUCUUCGGCAUGGUGCACGCGAUGCGCAAGGAGCGCGUGUGGAUGGUGCAGACUGAGCAGCAGUACAUCUGCAUCCACCAGUGCGUGGUGGCCGUGCUGGAGGGCCAGGACCUCUCCACCAGCCACAACCACCACCACCACCACAACCCCGCCUUCGAAGGUGGCGGAUAGCCGACAACAGCACAGCCGGCGACACCGGCGCCAUCUCUGAUUCUAGACGACGAGGGCAUUGCGGAGUCCGGCAUGUAGCGGCCGCCGGCAUCCGAACCGGCAACGCAUGGAGAUACUCUACCAGAUGCAACUGUGGCUGAUGUCACACUGGACGUACUUUCGCUCAAAUGUCCACAGACUACACACAUUUUAUAUUAUGACGACGCUUCGUGAUGAGGAAGAUGUGAAAUUAAUUAGGAUAAUAUUAUCAACAGCUACUCUGGAACGCGACCUGAAGACCGGAGAAGCCCCGUCCACGCUAGGUGCCUAGUUACUUAAUUCCGUUCAGAUUAGUCUAUUUAUAUAUCGUUGUACAAUAGCGAUAAGAUUUUGAUAAAAGAAUAUAUUUUUAUAGGAUUAUAUUCCAGCAGAUGGCAGCGGACGAGUUUAUGUAUAUAAUGUAUAGAUUAAGUAUUAAUCCCGUACGCCGCUAGAUAUAUUGAUAUUUUUAUAAAAUGUAUAGACGUUGAUAUUUUUACGUAACUUGUUACAGACUAAAGUUGAACUAACGUACUUAAACUAACGUUGAAUCUCAAAGUUGUACUUAAUUUACUUAUCUCUGCUCAACUAUGAUUCCUUGUCUUAGAACUGGUGGCGGCGACCCAUGUGUGCGCGGCUCAUACAUUUGAUUUUUUAUUAGUUUUUUAGGGUUUCGAUCUGAUUCACUCUAGAACGUUUCUAAUUCUUACUAUUUUACAGGGCCUUAUUUCAAUGAAUUCAUAUUUAAUUUUUGCAGUGAAGAAAGAUAAAAAUAAAUGUUAUGUAACGAAGUAUCUAUUAUUUGACUAUAUUUACCACACUCGUCUCUACGUUCAAAGUCCGCUUCGAUAAUUUUUUGCGUCUUAACGUCAUAUUUGUUUUCAAAGCCAACUUUUGAACUGAAGAGGACUUCACACAGAAUCUAAACUUUCCACUAAAUAGCUUUGGCAAUAGCUGCGGCGCUAUUUCACAUCUCGCUCACAAAAGUCGUGCGUCGCCAUUGCCAGUAUCAUCCGGCCGCCGCGCUCGCUCGGGAUCGCAUUCACCUAACAUUCCUGUCGAUAACAUUCACCCGCUCUCAAGACAAAGUCCUCCUUAGACCUUACAUUUUUUAUUAACCUGACUUUAUCGAAUUUAAGCACACUCGAAACGAGUAAUGUACUAUAUCUUAAAUAAUAAAUUCGUUUUAUUUUUCUAA